CUUUCGGGAAAUUUCAAUGACGGUGGGUCCCUCACGGGCUUCCGUACCUAAACUACAGCGGAGGCGAGGUAAAUCCGAAAGUCUGGUAUCUCCGACGAUACCCCGCCCCCUCCCCAGUUGGCCACGCCCUGGUUGGAAUGUUGCGCUCUGGCGGGUUUGGUCCAUAUUCACGGUCCAUUGAGAAAGUAGCAGCGAUCCCGGCACUCUGAGGUUUGAGUGAGAGCAGCACUGAACCAACGCACAGCUUGUGGGUCGCUGCCAUUGUCUGGUACCGACACAGAACUGGAUUUACUUGCUCUCAGCCUUGUUACCGUUAUUUACGCAGUACUAGGGAAAGCCCAGAUAUCACCUGCCUGCACCCUCAGGAAUAGCCGACUUGGAGCGCACAGGGUGGGGACUCAUUCUAAGCAGUAGCCGCCCGGACUCCUUCGUAACAGUUAUCAGCCCGAGCAGUCUCUGGCUUCUCCUCAUUCCGGCAGCCUGGGGCAGCGCAUCACACUCAGGGCACCGGCUGCACGGGUAUAGAUCUCUCCCUGCUGGGCACCUCGUCGCAUCACAUCCACACUUCUCCAUACCCUAUGUGAACCCAUCGUCUUGCUUGAUCCCUGUGUGCCCUCCUGUGUACCCCCAGGGCUGACGACCGAUGUGGGCAUGUGGGCAGCUUGAACCUGCCUUGCCUGCCAGCCCCACCCCCUGCCUGGCCACCCUGACUGCCCAGCGCACAGAGAUGUCCAGAAGGAAACAGAGCAAUCCCAGACAGAUCAAACGUUCCCUUGGUGACAUGGAGGACACUGAAGACAAGCUUAUAGACGAGUCCAAUUGUUCUGACAAAGAUGGAGCCUCCUCUGAUCAGGAUGGAUCAGUGGAUUGUGGUUCUUCUAGCCCUGCCAACAGUGAUAGCAAUGAAGGAAACAGAUGCAACUCUGUGACUCAGUCUUUGGACCAAGAAACUGAAGAUGUGGCCUCAAAACCUUCCCUUGACGAGCUUGGUCAGGUCCUUACAUCUCCCUGUCCUUCAGAGGGAGAGUUAGCAGAAAAUGAAGAAAACACUCCGGUGCCUAGAAGCCCAUCCAGUACUAAAGAUGUUGAAGAACCACAAAUAUGGAAUGGGCCAGAUGAGCUUGAAUUGGAAAUUUCUUCUACAGAUGGAGUUGGACAUAUUCGUGCCCGAAGUCAACUGCACAAAGGUUUCUCUUGGGGACCCUACAAAGGGAAUUUCACUGGCUCCUCCUCUUCACCUGGCCCAACUGACUUGAAUGUCUCCCUUUCAUUGGAUGUGGAGGGUGAUUGCUGGCUGAAGUAUGUGACUUUAGUCUCCUGUGAAGCUGAAGCUAAUGCUGUUCUGUACCGGAAAGGUGACCAGAUCUGGUGCAAAACAUCACAAAUAGUUGAACAAGGUGAAAUGAUUCAAGCCUUCUUAAUGGCUGAGCCCCAGGCCAUUCCCAACUACACUAUCAAAGAGGAGCCAGGAGAGACUUCCCAGUGUACUUCUACUCUACCAGAGUUCCAGCUGCUCCCCCAGCAGGCCGGCAUGGCUGCCAUUCUUGCCACAGCUGUUGUCAACAAGGAUGUGUUUCCUUGUAAGGACUGUGGAAUCUGGUACCGCAGUGAGAGAAACCUUCAGGCACAUCUCAUGUAUUACUGUGCUAGUCGUCAAAGUUCUACUUCCCCGUCCAUGGAGGAGAAACCUAAGGAUUCAUACCCCAAUGAAAGAAUCUGCCCUUUUCCUCAAUGCAAAAAGAGUUGCCCUAGUGCCAGCUCGCUGGAGAUUCAUAUGCGAAGUCAUAGUGGGCCUGGAACAGGAGGGCCAUGCUGGAGGAACCUGCAAGGCGAGAGACCGUUUGUGUGCCUGAUCUGUCUGUCUGCCUUCACCACCAAAGCCAACUGUGAGCGCCAUCUUAAAGUUCACACAGACACCCUGAAUGGUGUCUGCCAUGGUUGUGGGUUCAUCUCAACCACUAGAGAUAUCCUAUACAGUCAUCUAGUGACCAAUCACAUGGUCUGCCAACCAGGAUCCAAGGUUGAUGUGUACCCUGUUGUAAAAGCAGUAGCCGCGGUCAAGUCAGCAAACCCAGCUGUGAGCCAAAUAGCCUCUUCCAGUCUUCUGAAAUGUGGCUUGUGUGGAUUUCUGGCAGAUGGACUUCCCAGCCUUCAGCAACAUGCACUCUUGCACACAACAAAUUCUUCACCGGCUGCCACUCAUUCUGUCAAGUCCCCAGCUGAGAAUCAAAAGGAAAAGCAAAACCUUGAAGGACAAGAAAAUGGAAAUGCCAAGUCACCUAUCUCAUCGUCAUCUUCUGGUAGUGAGGAGGCCCCUCUAAAACUCAAUAUAAAAGAGGAGCCAGAGAUGCAACACAGCAUCAGUGAAGCAGGAAGUACCAUUUGUGAGGCAAAAGAUGGAGUAGCAUUAGUGCAAUCACCAGCCAUAAAGGUGAAGACUGAAAUGUCUAGUCCUACUCCUGGGUCAAGCCCUGUUCCAAAUGAGACAGCAGCUGCUACUGGUGGAGGAACAGUAAUAAUCCCACACUAUGUAUUUGGGCAUGAGGCUACUGCAGCUAUAGUCCCUCAAGCAUCUGAGAUUCUUGCCAAGAUGUCUGAGUUAGUACACAGUCGUCUAAAACAGGGCCAGGCAGUUACUCCAGCAGGGUUUUCAGGGUCUUCUGCACCAAAAGGAGCUACAUGUUUUGAGUGUGAAAUAACCUUCAAUAAUAUUAACAACUACUACGUACAUAAAAGAUUGUAUUGCUCUGGAAGGCAUGUUUUAGACGAAAGUUCUAGCGCUGCUCGUAAAGUCAAGGCUUCACCAGCUAGAACAUCAUUAGCAUCUGGUUUCUCUUCUUCUGAGCAAGAAGCAUCCCCACCACAAGAAGAUGCAGGAGGAGAGAGCAGUACACCAGUUGUUGCAGUGAAAAUAGAGGAGAGCUCUGGCAUGGAUUGUGAAGGAACAGGAAGUGGUCACGUGAGUGAGGGCAGUCAGAGCCCCAGCUCAUUAGAUGAUCCUGAUGAAGACCCAACCCGUACAGUUUGUGAGGCAUGCAACAUCCGUUUUAGCCGUCAUGACACAUAUGUAGUGCACAAACGUUACUACUGUGCAUCACGACAUGACCCGCCAUUGCGUCGUAGUGGAGUAAACAAGACUGGGCCUCCAUAUGCCACUCAGCCAACUCCUCGCACAAGGAAACGGCGUAAGUUAUAUGAAAUCCAUGGUGUUGUUCCAUCAGAAUCCACUCCUCCCCAACCACAUCCUCUUGGAAGGGUAGAAGCUAUGGCACUGAUGCCAGGUCUAAUACCUGCACCUGCUGUGCCUUCCCCGAGUUCUAGCCCAGAUGCUGCUGAUGGGCCAAUAGAUCUAAGCAAGAAACCCCGAUUGGUGACAGAAGCACCAGUUCCAUCUCCAGUAGCCACUGUAGCACCACUUGCUGACUACCAUGAAUGCACUGCAUGUCGCAUUAGUUUUAACAGCUUAGAAAGUUACUUAGCCCAUAAAAAGUUUUCUUGCCCUACGGCACCUCUACAGCAAAAGGCCCUUCAUCAGCUUCAGAAAGUUAAAUCUCCUUCAUCUGCCACAGGAAAGCUUGUAGAUGAUACUGUUAAAGUUAAAGUAAAAGUGGAAAGUAGGGCAUCUAUGAGCCCAGGAUCUGUCAGUGAGACCACCCAACCUCUUGCUUUGCAACUCUCUGCUAUCUCAGACCCCAAACAACUUAAGCAUAUUUCAUCUGUCACAGAAACAUCCCCACCUGCAACAACCACUUGUCCCUAUUGUCCUCAUAAUGUGAUAAUAAGAGGAGACCUGCUUGAGCAUUUUAGAAGUGUCCAUGGUCUUUUGCUGGCAAAGCCAACUGCAGGGCAUAGAUUACAAACUACUUUUAUGGAGGUGUUGGUGCCUGCUCGUGGGCAAACAAGCAGUGCAUCAGAAAACAGUCUGCCAAGUCCACCAGUACCAUCUGCUUCACCCCUUCAGCUGCCGGGUCUAAGGAGGGAGAAUUCUAACUACAAAGAUACCACCUCCUCCUCUUCUUCUUCAGCAAAUGGUAGCCCUGUAUUGACAAGCACUCCCAGACCUAUUAUGCCAACUUCUCCUGCCCUUCCUUUAAAUUCUGUACCAAUGGCUGAAAGCCGAAGAGAAGAUGCACUCAGGGUUCCAAGCCAAGUCUUGCUUCCUGGGGACAAAGCAAUGCAGCCUCCCAAAACUGGUUUGACUUCUCAAGUGCCCAAUGGGAACCACAGGUACUGUCGCCUUUGUAACAUCAAGUUCAGCAGUCUGUCUACAUUCAUCGCUCACAAAAAAUAUUAUUGCUCCUCCCAUGCUGCAGAACAUGUGAAAUAACAGAGGUUAAACCUGUAAUAAAAUGGCUGGUCAUAAUGUGAGCAAAUGAACUAAGAAAAUUUGCAGUGAGUACAGUUUGGUCCAUGCCUUUUUGUAGGCAUCAAUUAAUUGGAUAGAUGUUAAAAUAGAAGGCCCUGUGUUAAAUGGACCUUUGUCUUUAAAGGCCCUUGGUUCUGUCAUUUGGAAGUACAGUAAAGCCUGCCUAUUUCAAAGACCCUGAGAAAACAUAUUCUUGAAGUGGAUCUCUGUUCUCAUGCCCAUAGGGUGGCAAUUUUUGGAACUAGUAAACAAACAUCAAAGAGGGACAAUGGUUUCUACAUAGUUUGGUCCUCCCCUCAAAGACAAUGGUUUAUGUUCCAGUUGCAUCAAAAUUUGCACUGCUUCACCACUCGUUGCAAAACACAAAAUGAAAAGUUUGAAUUUGUUUAUUUUGUACCUGCAUUCAAUUUGUUAAGCACAAAAGAGAAAAAAAAACCUGUUACAAAGGACAUAUUCAAAUGAAGGCAUACGUGUCUUUGUUACAGGGUUGGGAAGGGAAUAACUGUUUUCUAGUAAGUUAUUUUUGAGAUGUAUUUAAAAGAAAUUUUAAAGAAAAACAUUUAAAGUGUUUUUAUAAUGUAAGCUCUUUUGAAAAUAUUCAAAUUCAUGGGGUAUUCCUCCAGCAACGUUAGAUUUUUCCUACGGCAACUUCAUGGUAUUACUGUCAGGUCGUUGUACUAAUAUAGGGAUACUUUAAUGAAUUCAAGUAGCUCUGCCUCCUGGCCAGUAGUCUCUGGUUUAUAAGUACACUUCUGUUAAUGGAUAUCUAUUCUUGGAUUUCUCAGGUUCCCGUGGGAUUUUAAAGAAGCAGGGGGCUUGUAUUACUUUGAGAAUUCACAGUGUAAAAUUUACUUAAAACAAUAAAGUGGCUAAAAAUGAUUGUGGCCUAAAGUAAAGGGAGGAAGAGGUAACCAUGGAAACUUGCACGCCACCUUUUCAUAAAUAAAGCCAUAACUACUGUUACCUGUCAAGUUUUUUUUUUACAGUGGAAGGAACUGCUCUGUAGGUUCUGUGUCACUUUGUUAGCAUUACAAAACAGAAUAUUAGACCAGACAUUUAGGUAUAUGGCCAGGCUUACUAAUUGAUAUGCUCAGAUUAUACUGUCCUAGUGUAUUGGAAACAGCACAGAGAGCACCAGAAGGUAAUAGAAUUAUAACCUUAACUGACAGGAGGGCUGUAUUGCUAACCAUACAGCAGGAUAUUGAUGUUGGCUUCCUUUACUGCAAAUGGCUUCACAAGUGACUGGUUUUAUGUAAUAACACAAGGGCUUAAAGAACUCUCACAGUCACAUACCUGUAGCAUUCACGAAAUGCACUGGCCUGAAAAGAAAGGAGGUGUUUAAAGCACUAUUUAGAGCAGGAGAGUGAUAAAGUUACCUUCUGAUCCCAGGGUUGUUAAUGUCUUUUUUUUUUUUUUGUUUUGUUUUGUUUUUAAAGGUAUUUUUACAUGGCAUUAUAUAAUGACCAAAACUGGAAAACAAAAUGUGUUAAAAUAGUCCAUAAAAGUAUAUUUAUAUAUAAUAUAGAUACCAAGAGCACUGAUUCACAAACAAAACACACGUUUCUGGUGACUAACAGUGUGUAUAAAUCUGUACAUAAAUAAAAACCUGUGUAUAACAA
Molecule: messenger RNA, 5985 nt
Organism: Xenopus tropicalis (tropical clawed frog)
Lineage: Eukaryota; Metazoa; Chordata; Amphibia; Anura; Pipidae
Gene: zfpm1
Product: zinc finger protein, FOG family member 1
Exons: 12
Coding region: 644-4327 (1227 amino acids)
Biological process (GO): negative regulation of transcription by RNA polymerase II; regulation of transcription by RNA polymerase II; DNA-templated transcription
Cellular component (GO): nucleus
Molecular function (GO): RNA polymerase II-specific DNA-binding transcription factor binding
Source: RefSeq, a predicted model, not a curated record